AUAAUCGAACAACACUUCACUUGUUGAGAGCUUUGCGUCGCGAAGAAGUGUAGGCUGUGCAAGUGUCGAUCAUUAUUUUUAUAUUUCAGCAUAAAUCAUAUUUUCUGGUGUGUUAGUUUCAACAAAUUGCAAAUAUUACAAUGUCCUGGUAUUAUACUCCCCGUCCGACCGUGUAUGCUGCGGAGGAAUUUGAUCCAUCCGUCGAUGCAGCUGCUCUCCGAAAAGCAAUGAAGGGAUUUGGUACCGAUGAGCAGGCUAUCAUCGAUAUACUUUGUUCCAGAAGUAACCAGCAGCGAAACGAAAUCGCGGAUGCUUUUAGCCGCGAAUUAGGAAGGGACUUAAUCGACGAUCUGAAAUCGGAACUUGGUGGCAAAUUCGAGGAUGUUAUUAUUGGCCUGAUGAUGCCCCCUGAGAAAUAUAUCUGCAAACAACUACAUAAAGCAAUGGACGGAAUUGGCACAAACGAGAAAACAUUGAUCGAGAUUUUGUGUUCAUUAACCAAUGAGCAAGUCAAGAGCGUUGUCGACUGUUACGAAGAAAUGUAUGAUCGACCAUUGGCGGAACACUUGUGCAGCGAAACCUCUGGUAGCUUCAGGAGGCUUCUCACGAUGAUUAUUAUCGGAACACGUGAUCCUCAGGGAACGGUAGAUCCCGAUUUGGCUGUAGAGCAGGCUAAUCAACUGUACAAUGCGGGUGAAGGUAAACUGGGCACCGAUGAAGAAGUAUUUUACAAAAUUCUGGCCCAUGCUAGCUAUGAUCAACUGGAGCUAGUGUUCGAAGAGUACAAAGGUUUAACAGGACGAACAAUUGAGCAAGCUUUGAAAGCUGAAUUGAGCGGAGAAUUGUACGAUGCAUUGAGCGCGAUUGUAGAGUGUGUCCAAAUGGCACCACAUUUCUUUGCAAAACGCUUGCAUAAAGCUAUGGACGGCGUUGGAACUGAUGAUGCCACUUUAAUCCGCAUUAUUAUUACUCGUUCAGAAAUUGAUUUGCAAAAUAUUAAGGAUGAAUAUGAGCAAAUGUACAACAAGUCGCUAUACAGCGUAGUCAAGAGUGAGACCUCUGGUGAUUAUAAGCGCGCACUAUUAGCCCUUAUUGGCGAUGCUUGAAAACCUACGUUAAAGAUCAAAUAUUUUAACUAUUCCUUCGCAUGAUAUUGACAGCUUCUUAACACGCUCCAAGGGUUGUCAACUGGAUGAAUUUCGAAAAUACAAAAGCGUUGUCACGAUGAAACGUAUUGCCAAAUAAAAGAAACAAAUCGGAUGCCUUGAAUAA
Messenger RNA from Toxorhynchites rutilus septentrionalis, 1272 nucleotides. RefSeq names its product annexin B10 (gene AnxB10). The record is from RefSeq and is a predicted model, not a curated record. Gene Ontology annotation, molecular function: calcium-dependent phospholipid binding; calcium ion binding. Lineage: Eukaryota; Metazoa; Arthropoda; Insecta; Diptera; Culicidae. Bases 141 to 1106 code for a protein of 321 amino acids. The transcript is spliced from 4 exons. Gene Ontology annotation, cellular component: cytoplasm.